Messenger RNA from Stylonychia lemnae, 528 nucleotides. The record is from the annotation of a GenBank genome assembly. NCBI's taxonomy places the organism in Eukaryota, Ciliophora, Spirotrichea, Sporadotrichida, Oxytrichidae.
AUGACAAUUAAAUUUUUAAUCAAAGAAUCUGGAAAUGCCCUUAAAAUCAUGAAGUUAAUGAAGGAUCUAGGGCUAGACCCAGAGAAAGAAAUUUUUGCUAUUCUUAAGAGUGGUUUGACUGAUUCAGAAAAGAAAUUCCUAUGGAGUAUUGUGUAAAAACUAUAAAAUUCCUCAGAUUAAAAAAUUUAAGUUGAAAGCCCACUUCAUAUUGAUGGAAGAGUCCAAGUCCUGGAACCCUUACAUAUCGAUGGUAGACUAUAGGUUGAAGAACCUCUACAUAUUGAUGGUAGAGUUUAUGUUUAAAGUCCACUACAUAUUGAUGGAAGAAUGGUUGAUUUGAAUGUUUAAUAUCCUUAAUUAUCUUACUACAGAGGAAGAAUCACUCAUCAAUAUCCACCUCAAGUAGAGUUGAUUCACACUGAUGGUAGAAUGGCACAAGUUCAAUCUUAUAAUGACGGCUCUAUUGCCAAAAAGAUAAGAGGAAUAAGAAUCCCAUAAUCUGAGCUUGAUACUUUCAGAAAAUAUUGA